GACUAAUCCGGCAACCGUAAAAACGACAGUUGCCCCGCCACGAAACGCGAGAGAAAGAGAAGAUUACCCAGAGUGAAACGGCGGUGGGCCACACGUCUCAUCCCUGCCCUCUCCCCCGUGAGGAGAGAGAGAACGGACUCCAUUAAAGCUGGAAGAAGUAGACGAAGGAGAAGGAGAAGGAGACUCAGACGGACAAGGCCUACCGACUUGCGUGCGGGAAUACGAUGGCUACCUCCACAACCACAAGUACGCCUCCCAGGAGAAGACUAAAUACCAACCCUCACGCUCGAAUUCUUCACGGCGGCGCUACAUCCUCUUCCGCAUCCACUCCUUGUUCUCCCUUGAAAAAGCUGAAUCUGAUGGAUCCACAACAACCCCUGCCGCAGAAGCAGCCACUCGACGGCGGAUCUGCGUUAGUUCGCGAUUGGGCGGGUCUCUCCCCGGAGCUGCUCUCCGUGAUUAUGGCGCAUCUCAGUCCCGCGGAUCGCCUGGGGAUUGCUCAGCUAGUUUGCUCCUCGUGGCGGAAGGUCUGCCGGGACCCGUACAUCUGGAGAUCUGUCGACAUCAGCCAUUAUUCCUGGGAGCGAGUUACCGAUGUGGAGGCGCUCUGCGCGCAGGCCGUCGAUCGGAGCUGCGGUGGUCUGGUUUCUCUGAGCUUGGAGUGCUUCGGCUCCGAUAAACUCCUCGCUGACAUCGCUAGCAAGUCAGGCCAGCUAAAACGCCUCCGACUGGUGUCCUGCCACGAAGUCUCAGACCAAGGAUUCAGCACCGCAGUCCAAAAGCUUCUCUUCCUAGAAGAGCUCGAGAUCUCCUACUCCGCGCUGUCAAAGGACGCAUUGGUGGCUGCCGGGCAGUACUGCCCGUUCCUCAAGUCGCUGAAACUGAACCAGGCAGGGUACAGGAGGCCGCGCAUAGAGAACGACAAGGAGGCAACUGCAAUCGCAGAGAACAUGCCUGGCCUGCGCCACCUCCAGGUGUUCGGGAACAAGCUGACGAAUCUUGGCCUCGAAGCAAUCCUCAACGGCUGCAGACACCUUGAGUCUCUAGAUAUCCGGCAGUGCUUCAACGUGAACCUGGAAGGUGAUCUGGAGAAGAGGUGUCGUCGUCAGAUCAAGCAGCUGCGGUGUCCCUUCGACUCGACCGACGACUACCCCUACAAUCCGGAGAUCCCUGAUUAUGGAUCGACGGAUGAGGACGGGUACCCGUCGGGGUUCUCGGACCCCGAGUUGUCCACUGACGGCGAGUACUACGGGUUCUCCGGUGAUAGUGAGGUCUCCGAUGAGGAGUUUAAUUAAGGUGCGGAUGUAGCUUCUGUACCCCCACACAACUUGACAGAUGGGGUAGAAAGAAUAGAACCCAAGCCUCUCCCAUGGAGUGAACAUCGUGUUUGUUAUGCUUUGCCGCAUGUAUUUUAACUCGUCAGUGUUGUCACUAGCUACAGUGGUAAGAGUUUUAUUACGUGGGAAACCGGGUAUCGGUUUUGUGUGCGGUUGUGAUUGGGCUUGGUAAGGGGGUAUUGUUAUAUGGGCUUCGAUGUGGAUAUGAGAUGUUGGGCCUGGGGAGGUGGUUGUAUGCUUUUCUUGUUGUGCUUUUGGUUCUGCUGGGCCUGAAGAUUGAUCUGCCUUACUUGGGUUACUUUGAUCAAUGAGGUGGAUGUUGUUGAAUGUAUGAAUGAUCUGCGGUCAAUUAGCCUGUGUCAGUUCAUUUAUA
Linum tenue is the source of this 1710-nucleotide messenger RNA. The record is from the annotation of a GenBank genome assembly. NCBI's taxonomy places the organism in Eukaryota, Viridiplantae, Streptophyta, Magnoliopsida, Malpighiales, Linaceae.